GGCCGGGUGCGCUGGCUGGACGCACCCGCGGGCGGCGUCACGAGGGGCGGGGCUCGCCGGGGGCGCGCCGGGAAGUUGCGCUUGGAGAAGUUGCGGGCGGCUGAGUGUCUGGGCGGCCGGGUUGCUGGCCUUCCCGUAAGCGCUUAGAGGAAGGGGAGCAGCGGCCGCCACCGCGCAAGGCGCAACGCCCCGGGAAGCCGCCUUGGAUAGCGCCGCCCGCUGCUCGAGACCGCCCGCCGCGGAGACCCGGGCCAGGCCGCGAGCACAGGCUCCGUGCUGGGUGCGGUGCCUCGGAGCUUGCUGAGGCUGUCCAGCCCUAACACCUAGUAGCCCGGCGGUGACGCCCGCCCAGCUGGGCCAUGUCAAAAGGCCCUGGUUCUGCCCCGCUGCCCUCGACCCCGGGGUCCCGAAAACCCGUGCCCCGGAGCCUCAGCUGCCUCUCGGACAUGGAUCGGCGACCCUGCAGAGCCCCGGGCUGCGACCCUCGGCUGCGGCCCAUCAUCCAACGACGCUCGCGCUCGCUGCCCACCUCCCCGGAGCGCCGUGCCAAGGCUGCCGGAGCCCCGGGCGCCGCGUGCGGAGCUGGCUGCAACCGGCAGGUCCGGGUGCGCUUCGCUGACGCGCUGGGCCUGGAGCUGGCGCAGGUCAAGGUGUUUAACGCGGGCGACGAUCCGUCCGUGCCGCUGCACGUGCUGUCGCGCCUAGCCAUCAACUCAGAUCUGUGCUGCAGCAGCCAAGAUCUGGAGUUCACGCUGCAGUGCCUAGUUCCCGACUUCCCGCCACCCAUCGAAGCCCCGGGCUUCGGAGAACGCCUGGCCCGGCAGCUCGUGUGCCUGGAACGUGUCACCUGCUCCGACCUGGGCAUCAGCGGCACAGUGCGCGUGCGCAACGUGGCCUUCGAGAAGCAAGUGACAGUGCGCUACACCUUCUCUGGCUGGCGCAGUGAGCAUGAGGCGGUGGCACGCUGGAGAGGGCCUGCGGGUGCCGAAGGUUCGGAGGACAUCUUUGCCUUCGGCUUUCCAGUGCCUCCCUUCCUGCUGGAGCUCGGCUCCCAGGUACACUUCGCCCUGCGCUACUGCGUGGCUGGUGCCGAGUACUGGGACAACAAUGAUGGUCGUGACUAUAGCCUUACUUGUCGCAGUCAUGCCUUGCACAUGCCACGGGGGGAGUGCGAGGAGAGCUGGAUCCACUUCAUCUGAGCUGUAGGCUGUGAACCUGGAGCUUCCAUCUCUGCAGACCUGCAGUCACUUCACCACUAAGAGCAGCUCUUUGAGCGGCCAUCUCCCAUCCCACCCUUCCUUCUAGUGGUCAGGCCUCAUUUUUCACUGUGAAGCCCUGCGGCGGUAGCCUGGCCAGUCUUGUAAUGAAUUCUUUGGAGACCCUGGCAGUCAGAGAAACAGGAGCCUGUGUAAGGCAUCGUGGGGGGAGGGUGUGGGAGGGCAGAUGCACGGGAUUGUGGUCCUCAAUUUCAGUAGGACCCAGGUCAGUGUUUUGCAAGAAAGGCCUUUUGCAUGUCUCCUCAAUGUGUCUAAACACAAGUAGCUGUUAUUUAUUAUUGUGAAGUUAGCCUUCCACCCAUGGUGGAUGCUUUCUCAGGAAUACUCUAGAUUAAUCAGCUUAAAGAAGGCCUGCCGUCUGUUUGCACCCACUGUGAUAAUUGUACAAAUACACGGUGUGGCCUGCAUUAUGGUCCCUCGAGGCAUUUCUGCCCUGGGACGGUGAAAACCUGAGACCAUGUUUGCUUGCCAGUGUCUGCUGUAGCCUUCCAACAGUAGAAACUAUUAAUAGCGAAGGAACUUACAGCUCAUCUGUCAUCACACAACCAUUUCUGGGCUUCGAGGCUGCCCUGGUUAGGCGAUGCCUCCCACAUCAACAGCUGGGAAGGAGUGGACAGAAAGCUUCCAGCCUUCUGGGCAGCUUAGCCCAGACAGUCCUUUCUCUUCAGGGACUUGCCUGUUCACACGUUUGUCUUCUACUCGUUUGGUUCUGGGUCUGCUUGUUAGCAGGGCAUAUUCUAUUUAAGUUUGAAACUACCUGAGCCUUUAAAAAGAUCUUGCCUUAAGUAAUUUAUGUUUUCAAGUGGUCCCAGGGAUUCAGGCAGGCGUGCCCUUCCCGGAGACCUUUUCCACGAAAGAAGUGACUUUUUUAUUUCUAAGUAUGGAAAGAUUCCAGCAUUCAUAUUUUGGAAGUCAGGUUCCAUAUGAAGCUGGGUGGUUCUCAGAAUUAGCCAGGGCACUGGGGGAAAAAUAACUCACGGAUUUUUAUUCACUUCAUGUGUUUUAAAUUGAACUGUUAUGUCAGGUUUCACAGAUACCCGCCACUUUAUUCUUUGUGCCUUCAGUUAGGAAAGUUGCUGACAUUUUUUACGGGCAUAAUUCCCAGUUUUAAAAUGUUACAUACUUUAAAAAACAACAACAACCAAAUCUCCAACUUAAUCCAGACCACUCAGUGGUCCCUGCAGUUGUGCCUGCUGUUGAAGCCCCCAUGGAGAGGCUGGCAAAUAUUCUGGUGCUGAGCUUUGGUCUCUCUGACAGCAGGUGCUAAAACUGAGGUGGACAAGACCUCCAAGAUGUGACUUUUGCUUUUGAGACAGUGGAUGUCCUGUGACAGACCUGGUGACACAGCGAGUGUUGGAACGAGUGUUGAUGUUCGUUAAAUCGGCAUGGUGGAGAUGCAUUUUACUCUUGAGCCCAUUAGGUUUUGAUACUUGAAACUUCUGCCUUUUAAAAUUCCAAGAACAGUGUUGGGUUCCUCUGGUACCUUUCUGGACUGAGACAAGUUUUGAUUUAAAAUGCCACAAUAAAACCACCCAGCCUUUGUCUGUUAGGACUCUGCACUGCAUUGGCAUUCAGGAGUGAGAAGCACCCAGUGGCAUUUCCCACUGCUUACUGUUCAAUUAGGCCAGCAAACCCUGGGGGUUGGGGGGAUGGCAGCUCUGUCCUUGGCCCCUGUCCAGAGUGCAAGAGAAUGGUCCAGACUCUUCAAGUAAAGCCAGAACUUUGGGGAGCACUGAUGUUCAGGAGCAUGUAGAGAGUUUUACAAUCUGUGGGAAAGCCACUCACUUGUCCCCCGGUUCAAGUAAACCGUGCAUCGUCAAAAUUAAAGAACCUGAAGGUGCCUUUAAGACACACCAACUCUAAAACUUACAGAUAAUUCUGCUUGAUAAAUAAAUAAAUAAAUAAAUAAAUAAAUGAAAGCUGUAACAAUAGUCCAGGGUGAACUCUCUGGCCCUAAGACACACUUAGGCCUGUUGAGAUGUUAAAAUUGUGUUUGUCGGCUGUGCACUUGCUAAGUUGUGUUUUACUGCGUGUCACUUAAAAUUGUUUUACUCAAGCCUGAAUAUUAAAGAACACGUGCAAAUACAUCCCUUUGUUAA
Molecule: messenger RNA, 3376 nt
Organism: Mastomys coucha (southern multimammate mouse)
Lineage: Eukaryota; Metazoa; Chordata; Mammalia; Rodentia; Muridae
Gene: Ppp1r3d
Product: protein phosphatase 1 regulatory subunit 3D
Exons: 1
Coding region: 360-1199 (279 amino acids)
Biological process (GO): regulation of glycogen biosynthetic process
Cellular component (GO): protein phosphatase type 1 complex
Molecular function (GO): protein phosphatase 1 binding; glycogen binding
Source: RefSeq, a predicted model, not a curated record